UUUCCUACAACUGCUAUUACUUGAAAAGGGGAAACGACAUACAACCAGUGCUAAACUUAAUUUGUAGAAUAGACUGUCUUUUUUAUAAAACUGUGGACUUGACAUCCUACAACAAUAACACUACUUUCUUUAACAAUAGCUUGCAUUUUGUCAGCGACUUCCUGACUGCCGCAGAUGACGCCAAACAGGAAGUAGGAAGGAGAUUGUUUUUGGAGCAGAGAAAAGUUAGCAGUGAAGUAAGGUUUGGUAAUUCGCUGAAAGAAGUAGUCUACAUGAUGGGUUUAUUUGGGAAAACACCAGAGAAACCACCGAAGGAUUUGGUAAAUGAGUGGUCACUGAAGAUAAGGAAAGAAAUGAGAGUCAUUGAUCGACAAAUUCGAGACAUCCAGAGAGAGCAAGAAAAAGUGAAACGGUCAGUAAAAGAUGCAGCCAAGAAGGGUCAGAAAGAUGUGUGUAAAAUUCUGGCAAAGGAAGUUAUACAUUCUCGAAAAGCAGUUAACAAAUUGUAUGCUUCCAAAGCCCACAUGAACUCUGUCCUUCUCAGUAUGAAAAAUCAGUUGUCUGUGCUCAGGGUUGCAGGCUCAUUACAGAAGAGCACAGAAGUCAUGAAAGCUAUGCAUAACCUGGUCAAAAUCCCUGAAAUUCAAGCAACAAUGAGAGAAUUGUCAAAAGAAAUGAUGAAGGCUGGUAUAAUUGAAGAGAUGCUAGAAGAUACAUUUGAAGGCAUGGAAGAUGAGGAAGAAAUGGAGGAAGCAGCUGAGCUGGAGAUUGAAAACAUUUUGUUUGAGAUCACUGCAGGUGCUUUGGGCAAAGCUCCCAGCAAAGUUACAGAUGCUUUGCCAGAACCAAAAGAGAUGGUGGCCACACCCGUGUCUGAUGAAGAACCAGAGGAAGACCUUGAGGCAAUGCAGUCCCGACUUGCAGCACUUCGUAGCUAAACUCUUUCCUUUUUCCAGUGUGUGCUUUGCACACACACAGUUAUUUCUGCUUGUUCUCUGCAAAGGGUCUGGAUAUUUUCUUGUUGACUCUUGUAUUGAUGUACCUCUGAUUGCACAAAUUUAUACGGUUCUGAGACACUAAAUCAAAAACGCUUAUUUUCUCCAGACAUUUGGUUUACUUGUCUAUUCAGUUGUUUUGUUGCAGAAAUUUAGUGCAUUUCUUUUUUAUUAGUAUUAUUAUGUUUGCCUUCUAACCACGAAAGGUUAUUCAAAACUAAAUUUGGUGUAUACAGAGUAAGAAAGUUUUUACUACCAGAAAGCCUUGUUGUAAAUAUAGACAUUAAAUAUAUUGCUACAUUUAAUAAUUUCUGCCAAAUUUGCAGAAAAAAAGCAAACGUAUGCCUUUUUGAAGUUUCAGGAUUAAGUAUAUGGUUACUUGUAUUAAUGUCAUUGUGAUACAGCCAUAUACAUUUGAAACUGUAUUUAUCAACAUGCUUAUUAAAGUGGCCUGCAAAAAAAUAAGGGCAACUGUAAGUGCAAGCUGUAAAUAGAACAUGUAUAGGAGAAGGGUUAACUUUGCCCAUUUAAACAUUUUGUAAAAGUCAUAAUUUUCUGUUGUAAAAAAAACUGAUUUAAAGACAGAAAUAAAGUUGCUUUUGUUUUUGUAAUGUA
Protopterus annectens (West African lungfish) is the source of this 1610-nucleotide messenger RNA. RefSeq names its product charged multivesicular body protein 3 (gene CHMP3). The coding region runs from base 273 to 938 and encodes 221 amino acids. Gene Ontology annotation, biological process: protein transport; endosome transport via multivesicular body sorting pathway; late endosome to vacuole transport. The transcript has 6 exons. Gene Ontology annotation, cellular component: ESCRT III complex; multivesicular body. The record is from RefSeq and is a predicted model, not a curated record. NCBI's taxonomy places the organism in Eukaryota, Metazoa, Chordata, Ceratodontiformes, Protopteridae.